AUGCGUUGUGUAUUAUGCGUUAUGCAGAAGUCUGUGUUCUGGCCCUUACAAUUACCAUGGAAUGUGAUAGCUUUGCUGAUCGGUCAACGAAACGGAGAGGGUGGGAAUAAUAAAACGUUAGGUGUGUCGGCGUCCGGUUUUUAUACUCAUUAUAAGAUUUGUGAUUAUUUUGGCGACUAUCGUUACCGUUACUUUGUAACUGUGCAGUGAUCAUCAGUCUUCAUAGAUCAGUUUCUAGCGAAGACAGAAUGUCAACGGUGCACGUGGACACCAGGCAACGACGCGAAAGUACUCCCGUCAAAUUGCAACAGUAGUGUAUUCCAAAAAGCUGAAUAUUUGUCAAGUUAUAAACGUAGUCUUACGUAGCCGCAUUGUAUCGCAUUACCUCACGUACAUGUGUCCGUCAUUCGUCCAAGCUCGAAGAAGGGUAUGUUUUUAUGGGGUAAUGAGUGGGCGGUAGCCUUUGCCGGGGAAUGGAGACGGAGAGCGUAAAGUCCGGGGCUAGUGAGCAUAGCCAUAGCCACCACAGCAGGAGCUCCCAGAAACAUCGGUCCCAUAGCUCGAAACAGCAUCACAGGCAACAUUCUCAUCGUACUACUAGGAGCAAUCGUAAUCAGAGGAAAGAAAGGCAAAACUUAGAUGGUAGUGAAAUGGCACCAUUUCAAACAACUGUGAAUGUAAGAGGAGAUAGUGUAGAUAACUUAGGUCAAGAGGUGAUUGAAGUACAGAUACUACCACAGGAUGAAAAUUGGGGUGAAAAUACCACAGCUGUAACUGGUAAUACCUCAGAUAGGUCAGAAUCAACUGAAGAUGUAAACCAUUGGCCAAAUGAAAAUGAUGGCACAUUCAGCUCUAGCUGCAAUCGCUAUGUUGGUCCAAUUAUUGCUAUUAUACUUGGAAUAAGCGCCUUCCUUAGUCCUAUAGCUAUGGUUAUCUUGCCUAAAUUGGGAUUCUUUCCUGAUCCAACAACAGUACUGACAAUGCAACAGAGACUGCAAUUAUUGUCAUGUAAUGCAGAAUGCAAAGGUCAGCUGCUAGGAUUAGCCUUUAAACUGGUGCUAUUAGGCAUCGGCAGCUGGGCAGUAUUUCUACGUUCACGAGCAGCUACUAUGCCACGUGUAUUUUUAUUCAGAACAGGAGUGCUAUUACUCACUACACUGUGCAUUUGUACUUAUUGGCUUUUUUAUGUUGUACAGGUCACUGAGAGUGCUAAGACUGCUGCCAAUGGUGAAAUAACAGAGUACAAAAGUUUAGUAAAUUAUGCAGGUACCUUUGCUGACACGCUGUUGUUUAUACACUACAUUGCUGUGCUCCUUAUUGAAGUUCGUCAUUUACAGCCCACCUUCUAUCUUAAAGUGGUCAGAUCACCAGAUGGUGAAUCAAGAUCUUAUGCGAUUGGUCAGUUAUCGAUACAGAGAGCGGCCGUAUGGAUCUUGGAAAGAUAUUAUACCGAUUUUCCGAUUUAUAAUCCAUAUUUAGAAAGAUUGCCAGUCUCGAAAUCAGGCAGAAAACAAUCAAGUUUCAAAUUCUACGAAGUUGAUGGUGGAAUAACUGGCGCCAUGCAAUCACGCGGUGGUAGUGGUGACAGGGCAGUGCUGGCAGCUCAAGCACGUCGUCGAGACUCCAGUCACAAUGAGCGUUUCUAUGAGGAACAUGAUUAUGAGCGACGAGUACGGAAACGCCGAGCGAGAUUAAUCACUGCUGCCGAAGAGGCCUUUGCACACAUUAAGCGUUUGCACUCUGAAGUAGAAUCCACUCCAAACCCGGGACCAAUGGAUCCUAUGGAGGCCGCGCAAGCUGUGUUCCCUUCUAUGGCGAGAGCUUUGCAAAAGUACUUGCGAGUCACUCGGCAACAGCCGCGUCAUUCCGUAGAAUCUAUUUUAAAUCGUCUUGCUCGUUGUUUAGCUCAGGAUGCAGCACCACGCGCUUUUUUAGAGCCAUUUUUUAACACAAGUCCGGUGCUAUCGAAUGAAAAAGAGAGACAAAAACGAUCGCAUCAUUGGGCCUUGGUUUGCGAAGGAGAGCUACCUUCACGCCAAAUUGCUAGUGGUUGUGAAUUUCAAUUAAGACAGGGCGAAGUGGCACUUCUCUGUACGGCGCAGAGAUUACCGCACUUUAAUCUUACUGAGCAAUUGGCGCAUCCUAAAUCAAAUAAGUUUUUAUUGCGAUUGAACUCUGAAACUUCGGUCUAAAGCUUUUUUCCGUUCAUUGAAACAUAGACUGUUAUAAAAAUAUGAUAGCAUUUAGAUAUUUCUUUUGACACAAUAGACUGAAAGAGAGAAGCAUGACAAUUAAAUGUUUCUGAUAUUGCUCUCAACAUUUACUUUUUUUUCUUAAGAAAAAAGAUUUAACAUUAGUUCAAACAUAUUUUUGAAUAAUCAUGGUUGUCUUGCUUACGGAACUCAGAUGACAUCAGAAGCGAGAAAACGCAUGCUCAAAAUUCUUGUAUAACAUUUCCAACAAAAGAAAAUUCUAUGAAAAAAUGCUUCAAGUCACUAAAACAUAUUUUUAAAAUGUUUCAAACAUUAUGUUUUUCUCUUGAAAAUCAAUAAAUAACUGUAAAAUGACAGUAAUAUAAAGUUAGUCGUAUGGAAUGAUGAUAGGAUGGGCCAUGAUAAAGUAUCUAACAAGAAGUGUCCAUAUUGUCAUAAUACGGUUCAUGUUUUUUUUUAAUAAUCAUACAUAUGUUUAAAUUUCAUAAUGAAUCAAUAUAAAACUAUCGAUAUGACAAAAAAUUUGGACAUUUCGUACAGAAAUUGUGAUUUUGUUUAUUAACAAUAAUGAGUCAGUAAUUUUGACGCAGCGAAAUUUUCGACGAAAUCAUCCUCGUCAUCUAGCCCCAAUUAGAAAAAUAAUUUACGGAAAACAAGUUUUGCUUAUUAACAAAUUCACUUAUAGGAUUUGUAAUUCAUAAUUCUUCGUAAUUCAUAAUGAGUUUGUCUGAAAAAUCGUCAAUUGUAUUAUUCAAUUUUAGGAAGGCGUGACUACUGAAGAUGUUCUUGGUAAUCUCUGAGCUGUAGCUGAUAUGUUAUUUGGAUCUUGUAUGAAAACUUACGCAACCUAUGCAACUCUAAGAUCAAAAUUCUCAAAGAUGUCUGAGGAAUAUUUAAAGCUCAGUUUCACAAAUUUGAAUUUAAACCAGACAUAGUGGAACAGCUGUUAUAUUUAACGUCAUGGUUAAAUUUGCAUUGUGCUCUACAUCGUACUUAUAAUUGUAAUAUAUAUAAACCUAUAGUCUGUGAAGAAAAUCUCAAGAUCUUUUUCUUUUCAAACAUAGAUUGUGAUUGAUUAAUAAUAAACGGAAAUAAGACGGUAGAAAAGACGUAAGGACGAAAACAACUUGAUCGAUUUCUGCUCGCACUAGUAAUAGAUUCUUUGGAUAAACGGAAUCGCGCAUGAAAAUCGAUGUUAUCGAAUUCUUCUACGAUGGUCGUUUUCUUAUAAUUUUCGGACGUUAAUAAUUAAAUCUUUAAAAUCUUCAUCUUCAGAUGAAGAUAAUAUAUAUUUUAAAAUCAUAUUCUUUAGCAAAUUCCUCAUUUAUUGUAUAGAUAUUAUUCCUCAUUUUUUGUAUAGAUUAUUUUCUUAUCUUUCGACGCUGAAUAAAUUGCGAUAUUAUAUCAAUUCAAUAUAAUACUCUAAAAAGCUGGACGAUAGUUAUCUUGACUUUGAAAUUGGUGAUACUGCAGCAUUAAAUUUCAUUUAUGUUCAUUAAACGCUUAAAAUCUGACGAUUAACUUUAAUCAUAGGAGAUAGACCGAAGUUUAUAACAAUUGUGGAACGUAACAUUUCCUCUAAACUAAGUUAACGAGUUAGAAGUAAGUUGUGAAACCGGACCUAAUUGCGUGAUUCGUCUUCUGGUCGACGUAUUUGGUUUUUCGACAAUGUUUUCCCUUACAUAUUCAAUAUUUUCAUUUGAAUAUCUUGUUCACAAUUCCUUCCAAUAUCCUUUGCAUCUUGUCACGGGCCAUUGUCCUGCGACACUGAAAUUGUUCAGCAAAACGGUGUAUUGUUUUUUUAAUUGAUAUCAAGUAACGAGGAUAAUUUCGUUAAUGAACAAAAAUUUCGCUACAUUGAAAUAACUGACUCAUUGUUCUUGAUGAACAAAGUCAUAAUUUCUGUAUAUUCUUGUGGUAUACAUUGAUUAAUUAUGAAACUUGAACAUAUGCACCGCACAACUAUCAAAAGGAAAUUAUACGUCAUGAUAAAAUGGCACACAUUUCAGAUCUGGCAUUUUAUUAUGGUCCACUCUGUAUAAAUCAUUUUAUGAUUGUUGAUUAACUAUCUAGAGAGAAGCAUAGUGUUCGAAUCAUUUUAUAAGUAUGAUCUAGCGAUUUGAAGUAUUUUUUUAUAUAAAUAUCUUUUUAUUUGGGAGCAGCAUAUAAGAAUUUUCAAUCUGUCAUUUCUUGUUUCUGACGUCACUAUCCAAUAUAGCUGCGGCGGGAACCCACAGGAGCCUUAGGGAUUAAUAAUUAACUUAAUAAUUAAUUAACUAGUACUUUAAUAUGAAAUACUUUGUCCUUUUUUAUCUUUUUAAGGCAUAUGUACACAUAUUUAUUUAUUGCAUUAUAUUGCAUAUCAUGAAAUAUAUUAAAUGAAGCAUUUAACUUAACAAUCGCAAAAAUUAAAAAAAGAACGCGUUACAUAAGAAACUAUAUCAAAAUGACUUACAGAUAAAAAAUUUUUUAUUGGAAAUUUUUUAUUGGAAAACAUUUAAUUAUCUGUAUUAAUUUUGACAAUGUGCAGAUGUUAAUUACAAAAAUAUGCAAUAAAAA
Molecule: messenger RNA, 4772 nt
Organism: Harpegnathos saltator (Jerdon's jumping ant)
Lineage: Eukaryota; Metazoa; Arthropoda; Insecta; Hymenoptera; Formicidae
Gene: Vang
Product: Strabismus domain-containing protein Vang
Exons: 4
Coding region: 474-2192 (572 amino acids)
Biological process (GO): multicellular organism development
Cellular component (GO): membrane
Source: RefSeq, a predicted model, not a curated record